UUUGACCUCUGGAGGAGCUGAGUUUCCGGCGAAGCGGUACUGAAGCCGCAAUGGCGUCGGUGUUUUCAAAGCUGAGGGCAGGCUGCUGCCAGUAAUCCGCCUCCAUCGGCCUGAGUAUCGGCCAGAGCAGGCUUAAGGGUUUCUAACCUUAUUGCAGAAUGUCUUAUAAACACGCUGAUAGAGCCAUUUGCUGAGAAUCAAAGCGAUAUUACUGAUAAAAACUUAGAUACCAGAUACAAGUUUUUUACGUUCGCUAAUCCAAUAUUCUGGACUCCAACUGAACUCAAAACGAAAUAAAAUAAGUUUUUAAUGUUUGGAAACGGCGUCUAUCCUGUAAAAACUAUCUUCAGGAGCCAAAACAUUGCCAAGAAAAUCCAAGCCCCAGUUCUUGUGCCUUAAAGUAAAGACCUGAAGUUGCUGUCAGUGGCAGCCCAGCAGAGUAAAGAUUAUGGAAGAAAAGGAACACUUGGGGUGAAUGUUCAGACAGAGAAUCAGGAUCAGGGCCGCCUUCAGCACACUUUCACUUUAAUUUUCUUGUUUUUUUUGUGGGAUGCCGGGCUCGGAGAGAGCCGGGACUAAGGCGGAUGGAAGCAGUGGCCUGGGCUCCCUGCAGCCCGGCCCCAGCAGCGGCAGAGAGCGGCGCAAAGCAGCGUCCAGGCACAAGCGACACCGAACCAAGCACAGCAGGGACUCGCCGGGGGCGGCCGCACAGACACCGCUCACCAAGGUGAAGUCUUUGGUCGAGUACGAUGACAUCAGCUCGGAGUCGGACACUUUCUCCGAGGUCACUGUCCGGUCCGAACGGAGAGAGAAAGAGGAACGGGUGAGCUCGGACAAAGCGGUCAAAGUUCACAAACAUCACCAUCACCACACGCACAAACGGGUUAAGGAGCACCAUAAGAUGAAGGAGGCUGAACGGGUUAAAGAUCGAGCGAGAAGGCCAGAAUCUGGCAAGUCCAGGAGUAGCAGAGAAAGGACUUCUUCCAAAAGGCAGGUGAUGGAGGAUGAAGACAGUGGGAAGAAAGAGCGAACGUCGCCUCUCUCAAAGCACAGCAGCAAGGAGUCAAAAUCUGCUAAAUCGUACAAAGAGAGAGGAAAGAAAGAGGAGCGGUCGACGCACAAGGAACGAACUAAGAGUCAAAAGAAAAAUAAGGAGACACCACGAGGCUAUCGAACGUCCCCCAGUCCAAAAAAGAAAAGUGGGAGCCCAAGACGCAAGCAUUCUUCAAGUCCAAAUCGGGAAGACAGCCCCAUUGGGCCAUAUGGCAAAGGAUAUGAUGCCAGUCCUGUUUAUAGGUCACGGACUUCUAGCAAUUAUGAUGGUUACCGGCGAAGUCCUGGUGAUUCCAGCCGGAAACAAUCGGCAAGCCCCCCCUAUUAUGGUUCCAGGGAGCCCACAGCCUACCAAAGUGGUUAUAACAUGAGAUCACCAAGUCCUUACGGCAGGAGACAACGGUCUUCAAGUCCCUACAGCAGGCAUCGAUCCCCCAGCUAUGACAGACACAGCAGCUCAUAUGACUACAGUGGGAGAUCGCCAAGUCCAUACAGCAGGAGGCGCUCAGUAAGCCCGUACAGCACCAGGCGGUCAUUCAGUCAGAGCCCAUUGGCCAGGAGGUCAGCAAAGUCAAGGAGCCGGAGCCCAGUGUACUCUAGACAUUCGCGAUCACGCAGUAAACAUAGGCAAUCCCGAUCACGAAGCCGACAUUCAAGUAUUUCACCAAGCCGGUUUACCCUCAAGUCAAGCCUUGGUGCUGAGCUGAGCAAAACCAAAAGGGCAAGAGCAGCUGUGGCUGCCAAGUCCAGCACAAAAGACUCAAAAGAUUCAAAAGGUUCAGUUGGAACUGUUUGUAAAACAAGCGCUCACAGUGCUGGUUCUGGCAGCACAGCCUCUGCAACACCACUUAAAGAUAUAAAAAAAUUGACUAAAAUAGUAAAAAGUGAGAAGCCAUCUUCACCUAUUGAAGCCUCAAAUGCAGUGAUUGUGAAGAUAGAGGAAGAUGUUGCUGAGGAGAUAAUUCCAGAGAUAAAAAUAAAGACUGAAUUGCCAGAGAAUAGCCCAGUACUCUCCCCAUUGGCAUUGUCAGUAAAAGAGUCUAAAUCGCCAGUGGUGAAAUGUGAAGUGGAAACGCCAAAAGAGAAGAGUCUGCCGCCUUUACCAAAUGAAAGCAAUUUGGAUAAACCUCCACUUCCUCCUUCAGGUUCUGCUCCACCACCAUUACCUCCACCAUCUCCUCCUGUAACACUGCCUCCAGCCCCAGUACAGCCACCACCUCCCCUACCAAUAGUGACUCUGCACCAGUCUCAGCCUCCUGCAGAGAUUCCGAUUGAACCACCACCACCACCAACAACCACAGUGCAUCUACCACAGCUCCCAGUACCGUUGUCGUUACCAUUGCCACCAGUAUCGAUGUCUGUACCAGUCUUGACCCACCCACCAACUAUCCCUCAGCAACCAUCAUCAAGGACCACAGUGUUGGGCAGUGCACUCCCCAUGCCACCCAUGAUGAACUCAGUAAUGCCCUUACUGACUUCAACAUUGCCACCACUGCCAUUGCCUCCACUCCUUCCUGGGGAAGAUGAUAUAGAAAGUCCGAAGGAGAUCCAACCUGUAAAAUCUACCAAGAAAGACAGAGACCAAAGAACACGGCAUUUACUAGCAGACCUCCCACUCCCACCGGAACUUCCUGGAACAGAUCCCUCACCUCCAGCUUCCCCUGAGCAGAAGACACCACCUCCAUCUCAACCGAUCCUUAAAAAAAGGCCCAAGAUCUGUUGUCCUCGCUAUGGUGAGAAAAAGGAGACUGAGAGUGACUGGGGCAAGCGAUGUGUGGAUAAAUUCGACAUAAUUGGAAUCACUGGUGAAGGAACGUAUGGGCAAGUUUACAAAGCUAAGGAUAAGGACACAGGUGAGAUGGUUGCCCUUAAAAAAGUCCGACUGGAUAAUGAAAAGGAGGGAUUUCCCAUUACAGCCAUUCGAGAGAUCAAGAUCCUUCGUCAGCUCAAUCAUACCAGCGUGGUCAACAUGAAGGAAAUUGUGACUGACAAACAAGAUGCACUGGACUUCAAAAAAGAUAAAGGAGCUUUCUACCUGGUCUUUGAGUACAUGGAUCACGAUUUGAUGGGUUUACUGGAGUCGGGGCUGGUGCAUUUCACUGAUGACCACAUCAAAUCCUUCAUGCGGCAGUUGAUGGAUGGACUAGAUUACUGUCAUAAAAAGAACUUUCUGCAUCGUGACAUUAAAUGCUCCAACAUUCUCCUCAACAACAGCGGACAGAUCAAGUUGGCGGAUUUUGGUUUGGCACGAUUGUACAACUCGGAGGAGAGCCGUCCAUACACUAACAAAGUCAUCACACUCUGGUAUCGUCCACCAGAGCUGCUGCUGGGGGAAGAGAGAUACUCACCAGCCAUUGAUGUUUGGAGCUGCAUCAGAGACGCAGCACAACAACUAAACCAGAAUGAGUUAGCAGUGCUGCUCAACCUGCUGCAGACACAGACUAAUCUCAGCCUCACCCAGCUGGCACAAGCAUUGAACGUUAGUACUAACCCAGAGACACAGCAGCAGUGGAACGUCCUUAGCCAAUCACUGGUGGCUCUGGCUGAGGCCACCAGUCAGCAGCAGGAUGCUCAGCUUCCCGUAGUGACCCAACAUACAUCUCCCUCUAUACCAUCCAACCAGCCUCCUCCAACAGCAGCACCAGCUCCAUCUGCAGCAACACCCUUAACGCCAAUAUCAGCUCCCCUUCCACAGGUCCUUGCUGCCCUACCACAGGUGACAUCCACCCAGCCAUCUCAGUCCAUAUCUCAGGAGGCUGACACCCAGAGCGACACACAGAACUUGUUGACUGUUUUACUUAGUCAGCUGGUUAAAUCUCAGGAACCCGCUACAGUGCCUGAAGAAACCAAUGGCAUCAAAGCGAGUGAUGGACCACAGCAGCUGCAAACUCCCACUAUCACUACUGACGCCGCAGAUGGUGCUGCCCUCACUAAACUGGAUAUAAAAGUUCCUGCGCCGCCUCCUGCAGUAAGUCAAACUCGAAUUCUUCCUCCAGACCAGCGACCGCCAGAGCCACCUGGCCCCCCACCCACCUUGGGUGAUACCGAUUGUCGAAUUAACCUUAGAGGAAGCCCCUCUACCAAGGACCCGAAUGCAGGAGUGAAAGCUGCUUUGCUGCAGUUGCUGAACAAAGAGGACUCACAGGAGAACGACAGACUUAACAGAGUGCCAGAAUAUGGCAGCUCACAUUUAACUAACAGCUAUGGUACAGACGGGUUCAGGAAUAAUGUCAGUACAAGUGAAAGGAGAGACUCGGAGAUGACUGGGCACGCACUACUGGACAGCAAAUCUGCCAUGUGUGCCAGCACUUCCAAACAGCUGACCCAAUCCAGGACAUUGUCCAGUUCACUGAGUGAGUUUGGAGAGUCCACUACGUACCAGGACAUGGGUGCGAUGCAGUUUACAGCAGAUCAGGAUCACCGGUUUAACUUUACCAGGGUUACUUUACCAGCUCUGGUAACUGGUACAGAAGGUAACAAUAGCACAAGCAUGCCUGCAGACGCCAAACCACCAAACUACAGCUACAGCAGCCCAAUGCCGGGAAGUGCUGUGCCCAGCAGCACCAUGACUGGACUGAGCUGGAAUGCACCAUCACGGGGCUCAGGGUAUAACAGGGUACAUGGCAGAAUACCAACCAGAGGUGGCAGAGGAAGGGGUGUACCAUACUAACGUUGGGACUCACCUUUAAUGCUGUGUUACUAUCAUAUCCGUGAAGAGAAGCGACUGUGAUCACCUUUGACAGGGUUGAAGAAAUCCACUCGCCCACAUCCAUUGCUGGCAGGGUGAGGACUGACCACAGGGGAUGAUUUGGCUCAUAAGCCAUCUGCAGUGUGUGAACUGGAGGCCCUUUAUCUUAGGGUGAGGAAUCUUUCACUGUAACAUUACACUGUUGGGGAGGUUCCCCAUGAUCUAUAUAAUCAAUUUGCAAACAUUUGAAGUCUUUGAAGACUAUAGGACAAUAUUGAAAGGAAACUGUAAGAGGGAACAAUUCUCUAGCCAUGUUGGCAUGUCACGAUGCAACAAAACGGGUUGUGGGAAGUCUGUGGAAUUGCAAUGGGCUUAAAAUAAAGCCCAAAGUAUAAUAUGUAGAGUAAUCCCUAAAGUGGAAAGAUUAUUGACAAGCCUACUGUCAGAGAAGUACACUGGAAUCUGCUUGGCAGGCUGGCUUGUAUCAUCUGUUUAUUAUAAAGGUUUCAAAGCCCGGACCAUUUCCUCCUCAUUUCUCUGUACCUGAGCCUCAGUGAAGCCACUUUAUGUUGUGUUAUUUUCUAAGUUACAAGCAUCUCAGCAAAGCUGCAAUUAAACCUGAACAAUGUUCUCACCUGGCUUAAGGUGUGAAUUCCUUUACCUUUGAGCAGAUUCAGUCAAUGACCCAAAUGUUGCUGCACUUCCCAAUCGGCGUCACUCAGUGCUCCUUCCGUUCUUUCUGAUUGAUCUCCAUUCUUCUCAUGGAUUCAGCCCCGAUCCCAUCAUUGUUUUUCCUAAGUUCUUUAUUCACUUUUUUUUAAAUAUUUUACCAUUUCACUUCCUGCUAAAUUGCCACAUAAUCCUAAAUGUUGUAAUGAGAAUUAUCUUUCAUUUCCAAUCUCUCUGUGCUUUCAAGCUGUGGAUUUUGUGUUGGACCAUCUCUUGUGUGACUUGAAUUGCAUGAGCUGCCCAUAGCCCCUAGCCACCAGCUCCCUGUGGGUAGCCUCUGCACAGAAUGUCACUGGCCUCGUGGUGACAGCAAUGGGAAGCUUGUGGGGAUCUCCCUGGGACCUACACAUUUAGAGUGAUGUGGCAUUUCCGUGUAGUAGCUACCCUUUAACAUCAUCUGUCUGGGUGAGCUCCACAUCAAGACAUGGUUUAGUUGCUAUAGUAACAAAUUAUUGUUCUGAGGAUAAGGUUACUGAAUUUUUUUCAGCUUUUAGUAAAUUUUACUUUAAUAAAAAAAUAAUAAAUCCA
Rhincodon typus (whale shark) is the source of this 5998-nucleotide messenger RNA. RefSeq names its product cyclin-dependent kinase 12 (gene cdk12). Bases 551 to 4723 code for a protein of 1390 amino acids. The record is from RefSeq and is a predicted model, not a curated record. Gene Ontology annotation, biological process: positive regulation of transcription elongation by RNA polymerase II; transcription elongation by RNA polymerase II; protein phosphorylation. Lineage: Eukaryota; Metazoa; Chordata; Chondrichthyes; Orectolobiformes; Rhincodontidae. The transcript has 10 exons. Gene Ontology annotation, cellular component: nucleus; cyclin/CDK positive transcription elongation factor complex. Gene Ontology annotation, molecular function: RNA polymerase II CTD heptapeptide repeat kinase activity; ATP binding; cyclin-dependent protein serine/threonine kinase activity.